AUGCGCGCCCCGCCGAGCUGUCCGCGCUGGGCGCUGCUGGCCCUGGCGCUGCUGGCCCUGGCGCUGCCCGCAGAGCUGCUGGAGCUGCUGCCGCACGGCGAGGACCGCGGCGAUGCCGCGCUGGAGCCCGGGGACGAUGUGCAUUCGGCGGCUCUGGAGCUGAGCACGGCGCUGCGCUUCUACGGCGCGGCCGUCCGCUCCCUCUAUGUUACCACUAAUGGGAUUAUUGCAGUGAAUGAGCCCUCAAGUGAAGAAAAAUACCUUGGUCAAUUCCCAGUAAGUUUUGGGGCUAUUGCUCCUUUUAUGGCCGACCUGGACACAACAGAUGGACAUGGAAAUGUGUAUUACAGAGAAGAUUCAUCCUCAGAUGUCUUGCAACUUGCAUCAGACUAUAUCAAAAGAGGUUUUCCUGAGACUGCUUUUGUUCCCAGCAGUGUUGUUAUUGUUACCUGGAAGCUUGUGGCUCCUUUCCAGGCACCAGGAGAAGAUCACGCUUUGGAAGAAAAGAGAAACACAUUCCAGGCUGUCUUAGCCUCUUCUGAUUCCAGUUCAUAUGCUAUUUUCCUUUAUCCAGAAGAUAGCUUGCAGUUCUAUAGUACAUACUCCAAGAAUGGUGAUGAAAAUAUUCCUGCUAUGGUUGGCUUUAGUCAAGCCUCUACAAACUACUACUUUUGGGAAAAGCCAGGAUCCUACAAUGUCAUUGCUAAUGAUGAAGACAGUAUUAGAAACCUGUACAAAAGCAGCAAUGCUGGGAAGCAGGGCGUCUGGGUGUUCGAGGUUGGUAGCUCAUCUGACAGUAUUGUACCUGCCAAAAUCAGCAAUAUUUUGGAGACCAUGGAGCCUAACGAAGAAGACGAGGAGAUGACUUCUAAGCCCUUUACAUCUGACUAUGGUUCCACUGAAAUAACACAGCAGUACAUCACAAGUAGUACAGACAGCACUGAAGAGGAUCAGCACCUUGUCACAUACAGUGUUCCUCGGUUAGCUGCGGGAGACUUUCCGACUUCAUACCAAGAUGUAACAGGAACACCUUCAACUGAGUCUUUUUACAGUCCUCAAAAUUUCCCAACAGCAAAAGCUCCACCUCGGCAGUUUCGCAUCCAGCAGUUCCCCCCACAGCCACCUCAAGUCAUAGAUGUGGAAGAAUUUGAUGAAACUGGAAUAGUGUUUCGGUACCACACAGAUGUCCAACAGACCUGUGCUAACAACCGCCACCAGUGCUCCGUUCAUGCUAUUUGCAAGGAUUAUCCCAGCGGGUUUUGUUGCAGCUGUAUUGCUGGUUACAAAGGAAAUGGCAGACAGUGUGUAGCAGAAGGUUCUCCUCAGAGAGUCAACGGCAAGGUCAGAGGAAGAAUCUUUGUAGGAAACAACCCCGUUCCAGUUACAUUUGAGAACACUGAUCUCCACUCCUAUGUUGUGAUGAACCAAGGGCGUGCCUACACUGCUAUCAGCACAAUCCCAGAGACUUUGGGGUAUUCUUUACUACCUCUUGCCUCUAUUGGAGGUAUCAUAGGAUGGAUGUUUGCUGUGGAACAGCAAGGAUAUAAAAAUGGAUUCAGCAUUACUGGUGGUGAGUUUACACGGCAAACAGAAGUAACUUUUCUUCGUAACAAUGAAAAGCUGGUUGUGAAGCAGAAGUUCAGUGGCAUUGAUGAGCAUGGUCACCUUACCAUCAGCACAGAAAUGGAAGGCAGAAUACCCGAGAUCCCGCCUGGAGCAUCAGUCCAUAUAGAGCCAUACACUGAACUCUACCACACUUCUAGCUCCGUGAUCACUUCAUCGUCCUCGAGGGAGUACACAGUGACAGAGCCAGAAAGGGAUGGAGUUGCUUCCACGUACACGGGUGCCUAUCAGUGGCGCCAGACCAUCUCCUUUGACGAAUGCAUCCAUGAUGACUCCCCCCAUUCUGCUCCUGCCACUCAGCAGCUCUCGGUGGACAGUGUGUUUGUCCUGUACAACAGAGACGAGCAGAUCCUGCGAUAUGCCAUGAGCAAUUCCAUUGGCCCCAUCAGUGAUGGUUCUGCUGAUAUUAACCGGAAUCCUUGCUACACUGGCACUCAUAACUGUGACACCAACGCCAUGUGCCGUCCAGGAACUGGGAAUCGUUUCUUCUGUGAAUGUUCAAUUGGCUUCCGUGGAGAUGGACACGUUUGUUAUGAUAUUGAUGAGUGUUCAGAGCAGCCAGGGCUGUGUGGCAGCAAUGCAGACUGCAACAACCAGCCGGGAACCUACCGCUGCGAGUGUUUUGAGGGAUACCAGUUUGCAGCAGAUGGGCAGACUUGUGUUGCUGUGGAGUAUGUGGUAAACCACUGCCAGAGGGGCACACACAACUGUGACAUCCCUCAGCGUGCUCAGUGUGUGUACACCGGAGGGUCCGCCUAUGUCUGCACGUGUCUCCCUGGCUUCUCCGGAGAUGGGCGUGCCUGUGAGGAUGUAGAUGAGUGUCAACAGGGUCACUGUCAUCCAGAUGCUUUCUGCUACAACACUCCUGGGUCCUUCAGCUGCCACUGCAAGGCAGGUUAUCGUGGGGAUGGUUUCCGAUGUGUGUUAGGAGAAGUAGAAAAGACCAAAUGCCAGCAUGAACGCGAAGUAGCCCUUGGCAGUGGAGGUGCUUUCUUCCCAAGGGAUGUAAGAGUUGCUCACUUCAUUCCCCAGUGUGAUGAGCAUGGGAAUUACAUGCCCACUCAGUGCCAUGUUGGCAGUGGAUAUUGUUGGUGUGUGGACAGGGAUGGAAAUGAGAUUGAUGGCACCAGAAGCGGUCCAGGAGUUCGACCACCAUGUCUGAGCACAGCUGCUCCUCCUGUUGUUAUCGGGCCCUCUGUUCGACCAGACACAGUACCUCUGCCGCCGGGAACACACUUGCUUUUUGCCCAAAGCGGUAAAAUUGAACAUGUUCCACUAGAGGGAAACAGUAUGAAGAAAAAUGGUGCAAAAGCACUCUUGCAUAUUCCAGACAGAGUUGUUAUUGGAGUUGCUUAUGACUGCGUGGACAAGAUGGUUUAUUGGACAGACAUCAGCGGCCCUUCGAUCAGCAGGGCCAGCCUGCAUGGUGGGGAGCCAACAACCAUAAUCAGAACAGACUUGGGAAGCCCUGAAGGAAUAGCUGUAGAUCAUCUAGGUCGCAACAUCUUCUGGACUGACUCUCAACUGGAUAGAAUAGAAGUGGCCAGGCUGGAUGGGCGCCAGCGUCGCAUCCUUUUUGACACUGGCUUGGUGAACCCCAGAGCAAUUGUCGUGGAUCCUGUGAGAGGAAACUUGUACUGGACUGACUGGAACAGAGAAGCUCCUAAAAUUGAAACUUCAUACAUGGAUGGCACAAACAGAAGAAUUCUUGUUAAAGAUGAUCUUGGGUUACCAAAUGGACUGACAUUUGAUCCUUAUUCCUCAAUGCUGUGCUGGGUAGAUGCAGGUACCAAGAGGCUGGAAUGCAUGAACCCUAAUCAGCUUGGUCGACGAAAGAUUGUUGAAGGGAUUCAGUAUCCUUUUGGUGUCACAAGCUAUGGGAAGAAUUUGUACUAUACAGACUGGAGAAGGGAUGCUGUUGUUGCAGUGGAUCGCACAAUUUCAUUAGAAAAUGAUAACUUCCAGCCUCACAAGCGCUCACGACUCUACGGAAUCACCACAGCCUUUGCUCAGUGCCCAGGAGGACAUAACUACUGUACGGUGAAUAAUGGUGGUUGCACUCACCUCUGCUUGGCUACCCCAGGAGGCCGUACUUGCCGCUGCCCUGACAACACAGUUGGAGUAGAUUGUAUAGAAAGAAACUGAGCAUUAAAAUAAGCUUUAGAGCUGCAGACACCUUUUGGAAAUGUGCUGUAAACAAUUCACUCCUAUCAACACAAUCAGGCCCUAAAGAUAAGUGCUCCAUGCUGCUGACAGCAAACCACAAUGCACGUAUGCAGACACACACACACACACACACACACACAGAGGCAGAGGCUGUUUGUGCAACAGAUAA
Messenger RNA from Pseudopodoces humilis (Tibetan ground-tit), 3958 nucleotides. RefSeq names its product nidogen 1 (gene NID1). Lineage: Eukaryota; Metazoa; Chordata; Aves; Passeriformes; Paridae. Gene Ontology annotation, biological process: cell-matrix adhesion; canonical Wnt signaling pathway. The record is from RefSeq and is a predicted model, not a curated record. Gene Ontology annotation, molecular function: Wnt receptor activity; Wnt-protein binding; calcium ion binding. Gene Ontology annotation, cellular component: plasma membrane.